Messenger RNA from Balaenoptera musculus (blue whale), 1834 nucleotides. RefSeq names its product dynein axonemal assembly factor 4 (gene DNAAF4). The record is from RefSeq and is a predicted model, not a curated record. Bases 99 to 1361 code for a protein of 420 amino acids. NCBI's taxonomy places the organism in Eukaryota, Metazoa, Chordata, Mammalia, Artiodactyla, Balaenopteridae. The transcript has 9 exons. Gene Ontology annotation, biological process: inner dynein arm assembly; heart development; cilium movement. Gene Ontology annotation, molecular function: nuclear estrogen receptor binding.
CCCGGCCUGACCCGGAAGGGCUGGCCUGUGGUAACCCCGGCUUCCCUAGCAACCGAGCGGGCGCGCGUCCUCCCCAGCCUCUUCGGACGCCUCCCGGGAUGCCCCUGCAGGUUAGCGACUACAGCUGGCAGCAGACGAGGACUGCGGUCUUCAUCUCUGUGCCCCUCAGAGGCGUCAGCGUCAGGGACGCGGACGUGUUCUGCACGGAAAACUAUCUGAAGGUGAACUGCCCUCCAUUUUUAUUUGAGGUGUUUCUCUAUGCUCCCAUAGACGAUGAGAGCAGCAAAGCCAAGAUUGGGAAUGACACUAUUGUUUUCACUUUACACAAAAAAGAAGCGGCCAUGUGGGAGACCCUUUCUCUGUCAGGUGUUGACAAAGAGAUGAUGCAAAGAAUAAGGGAGAAAUCUAUCCUACAAGCACAAGAAAGCGCAAAAGAAGCUAUGGAAGCAAAAGCUGGGGCAAGGCGGGAAGAUCAAAAAUAUACACUAAAUGUCAUGAUGAAGAUUGAAGAAGAAGAGAGGAAAAGAAUAGAAGAUAUGAAAGAAAAUGAACGGAUAAAAGCAACUAAAGAAUUGGAAGCCUGGAAAGAACGUCAAAGAAAAGCUGAAGAACAUAAAAUAAUUCAGAGAGAAGAAAAAUUAUAUCAACAAGAAAAGCAAAUUGAAGAAGAGAGAAAAAAAUUAAAACAUAAAGGUCUUACUAGGAAUUCAGUAUCUAGAAAUCUUGUCACAAAAGGGAGAAAUUCAGAAAAUAUAUUUUUUGAGAAGUUAAAGGAAGACAGUAUUCCUGCUCCUCGCUCUGUCGGCAAUAUUAAAAUCAACUUUACCCCUCGAGUAUUCCCAACUGCUCUCCGGGAAUCACAGGUAGCAGAAGAAGAGGAGUGGCUACAUAAACAAGCAGAGGCACGAAGAGCAAUGAAUACUGACAUUCCUGAACUUUGUGAUUUAAAAGAAGAGGAAAAGAACCCAGAAUGGUUGAAGGACAAAGGAAACAAAUUGUUUGCAACAGAAAACUAUUUGGCAGCUAUUAAUGCAUACAACUUAGCCAUAAGACUAAAUAAUAAGAUUCCACUACUAUAUUUGAAUCGGGCUGCUUGCCAUCUAAAACUGAAAAACUUACACAAGGCCAUAGAAGAUUCUUCUAAGGCACUAGAAUUAUUGACACCACCUGUUGCAGACAAUGCUAAUGCAAGAAUGAAGGCACAUGUACGACGUGGAACAGCAUUCUGUCAACUAGAAUUGUAUGUAGAAGGCCUACAGGAUUAUGAAGCUGCCCUUAAGAUUGAUCCAUCCAACAAAAUUGUACAAAAUGAUGCUGAGAAGAUUCGGAAUAUAAUUCAAGGAACAGAACUAAAAUCUUAAUGACUACUAGAAGCAACUAAGUAUCGUACUAGGUAUUGUUCUAAGUUUUACAAAAAUAACUGGAGGCAUUAGGAAUCUGUGCAUAUUAUGGCUGAUUAUACAGAAUCACUUUCUCUUUAGUUCUGUACAGGGCAGAAUACUAUACAUCUGUAGAAAAUGAAAUGUUUGAUUUCAGUGGCUUUUGAAUAAGUAAAUCAAAGUAAGAAUAAUCUAUUUUAAUUAUUUGUUUCAUAUUACAACAUAAUUUAAUUAUAUUUUUUUGUUACUGAAUUCAGCUUGCCCUUAUAACUAACAAAAUAUUUGUUGGUGUGAUUACCAGGACACUUACUGAUUCAUUUUUAACGUGGAGAAGUUUAAAAUAAAAGAUUGUGUUUAUAAAGUAUUUUUGUUUGUAUUAAAUACUCUAUUUAAUUGUCUGAAUGAUUGGCCUUGGUAUAAUCAAUACUGAUGUUUUGACUUAGUUUCCAAAUGCA